Messenger RNA from Hyaloscypha bicolor E, 576 nucleotides. RefSeq lists its product as uncharacterized. Gene Ontology annotation, molecular function: protein binding. The coding region runs from base 1 to 576 and encodes 191 amino acids. Lineage: Eukaryota; Fungi; Ascomycota; Leotiomycetes; Helotiales; Hyaloscyphaceae. The transcript has 4 exons. The record is from RefSeq and is a predicted model, not a curated record.
AUGGCUUCCGAGGCUCCCCCCGUAACAACACCAGUGGCUCUGGAACCCAACCUUGGCAACAAGAUGGUGACCAUUUAUGUUGGUCCGAAACGCAAAGAGUUCACAAUCCACAAGGAGCUCAUUUGCGGAUCCGCCGACUAUUUCGAAAAAGCCUUUAAUGGAAAGUUUAAAGAAGGCCGUGAGGGAAUCAUGUAUUUGCCCGAGGACAAUCCUGGAGCUUUCUCGUUCUUCGUCGAUUGGCUUUACCGAUCCUCACUUCCCGCUGGACACCCUCAGUCGUACUUGGUUAAUCUGUAUCAUCUGUGGAUCUUUGCGACCAAGAUCUUCCUUACAAAACUCGCUGAUGAUGUUAUGGACCGAAUCCAAGACACUUGCAAGAAAUACAAUCAGUUUAUCAGCGAUGAACUUCUCAAAGAGAUUUGGGGACUUACGGAGACCGAUUCUAUGCUCCGGACGUGGGCCUUCGAUUUGAAGAUGUACCAGAUGUUCGAGAAUAAGAAGCGUUCGGAAGAUGGAGGCGAUACCUUCUAUUUCAGCGAGGACAAUCGGUGCAAAGAUUUUUCUCUCCGGCUUUGA